AUGGCGCUCUCUUCGAAUGGCCUAUGCCGCCACGACGAGAGGGGCGCUCUCCUCCGCCUCAAGAAGGGCUUCCGCUUCGACAACGCGCUCUCGGAGCUACCCUCCUGGCAGGCGAGCUCCGACUGCAGCACCUGGCAAGGCAUAACGUGUGGCGACGCCGGCACGCCAGACGCCCAGGUGGUUGUUUCACUGGACCUCGCCGAUCUCACCAUCUCCGGUAACCUCAGCUCCGACCUCUUCGCGCUCACGUCGCUUCGCUUCCUUAGCCUUGCAAACAACGACUUCCUGGGGAUCCCGCUGCCAAGCGACGGAUUCGAGCGGCUCAGCAGGCUCACGUACCUCAACCUCUCCGAUUGUGGCUUCGUCGGACAAGUGCCCAGUAGCAUUGCCCGCCUCCCCAACUUGGAGACCCUUCAUCUCGCUGGUGCCUUCACCUGGGACACUGUCCAGAACCAAGCGACGCCGUUCCUGGAGCUAAAAGAACACACUCUUGACACCCUGAUCACCAACCUGAGCAGCCUCCAGAGACUAUACAUCGAUUAUGUUAACAUUUCUGUUUCUGAUGCCAAUAAUUCCAGUUCCAGGCAUUCCCUCCGAGAGUUGAAGCUGUCAUACUGCUGGGUUACCGGGCCUAUUGCAAGUUCUCUUGUUCCAAAAUUACGGUCGCUCUCAAAACUGAUCCUUGAAAACUGUAUAUUUAGCCAUCCUAUGACGAAUUCCUUCACCGGGUUUGAAAAAUUGUCUUCCUUGUUGGUUUUUAGCCUCAGCAACUCUGGGCUGAUGGGAACCUUUCCUUCAUCAAGGAUAUUUUCCAUCAAGACCUUGAAAGUGCUCGACUUGUCAGGAAACACCAUGCUGCAUGGAGAGCUGCCUGAAUUCAUGCCAGGCAGUGCUUUACAGAGUUUGCUGCUUUCCGGCACAAUGUUCUCCAGAAACAUACCAGAAUCUAUUACCAACCUCCAUAAUUGA
Molecule: messenger RNA, 969 nt
Organism: Panicum virgatum (switchgrass)
Lineage: Eukaryota; Viridiplantae; Streptophyta; Magnoliopsida; Poales; Poaceae
Product: receptor-like protein 7
Exons: 2
Coding region: 1-969 (322 amino acids)
Molecular function (GO): protein binding
Source: RefSeq, a predicted model, not a curated record